AGUCUGAUCAGCGGUCCGUCCGUCAUCCCACCGGUCAUUUCACCCGAUAUUACCGCUCAACGCUGCGAUCGCGCAUCGCCAACUGUAGGCCGCUAUUUCUCAUUAAAGGAGCAGAGGAAAUUUGGCGAUCAGGGUUCCGUUUCCAGCAGAGCUCUUCCUGCACCCCGUUUUGAGGUUCCGCUAUAUCAGGAGCGCGUUUUUUCCUGGAACGAGAGCCGCACAUCCCCCCGAACACCUCCCGGCCUGAACCCCUCUCCCCUAAUGACCGAAUCCUCAGCUACAGGCUACACCGUGGAAUAACGGAAAAUCAUCGUGAACCGCCUUCGUAAGGGAUUUUCUAGCUUUCCUACUCAAGAAAGCCGUUUUUCUGGUUGCCAGCACCGCCAGUCUCGGGCAGAACCAGGCAGAAUGCGACUUUUUCAACAUCUGUAAGGGUUUCUUACAAGAACACGUCCACAGCUGCCAAGUCAUCAUAUUCAAGGAGGUAUGUGUGAUUAACAGAUUUCAGAGGUGGGAUCACAAUCUCAGUAGGACAGAAACCCCUUCACUUUACCCACACUGUCUUCAGCCCAGCAGGAGUGAAGAUGAGGAGGUUUGCGUACUGUAAGGUGGUACUGGCUACCUCUCUGGUGUGGGUGAUGUUGGACAUGUUUAUCCUUCUUUACUUCAGCGAGUGCAACAAAUGUGAUGACAAAAAAGAGAGAGGACUGCCAGGGAGAGAAGACGUGGUCCCAAGGCCGCAUGAAGGACCGGGUGAAAUGGGGAAGCCAGUGGUGAUUCCCAAAGAACGGCAGGAAAAGAUGAAGGAGAUGUUUAAGAUCAACCAGUUCAACCUGAUGGCCAGUGAGAUGAUUGCACUCAACCGUUCGCUACCUGACGUCCGUCUUGAAGGGUGUAAGACGAAAGUGUAUCCGGAUGAUCUGCCACGGACCAGUGUGGUCAUCGUGUUCCAUAACGAGGCGUGGACGACGCUACUACGUACCGUUUACAGCGUCAUUAACAGAUCCCCGCGACAGAUGCUGGAAGAGGUGGUACUGGUGGAUGAUGCCAGCGAGAGAGACUUUCUAAAGCGACCUUUGGAGCAGCAUGUGAAAACUUUGGAGGUGCCGGUGCGGAUCGUACGGAUGGAGCAGCGCUCCGGUCUGAUUCGUGCUCGGCUGAAAGGAGCAGCGCUUUCCACUGGUCAGGUGAUCACCUUCCUGGAUGCUCACUGUGAGUGCACCGUGGGCUGGCUGGAACCGCUGCUCACUCGCAUCAGGAAUGACAGAAAAACGGUGGUGUGUCCAAUAAUUGACGUGAUCAGCGAUGACACGUUCGAGUACAUGGCGGGGUCGGAUAUGACGUACGGAGGGUUUAACUGGAAACUGAACUUCCGUUGGUACCCAGUUCCUCAGAGAGAGAUGGACCGCAGAAAAGGGGACCGAACACUGCCUGUCAGGACUCCUACCAUGGCAGGUGGGCUCUUCUCUAUAGACAGAGACUAUUUCCAAGAGAUUGGUACAUAUGAUGCAGGCAUGGACAUUUGGGGAGGAGAGAAUUUGGAGAUUUCAUUCAGGAUCUGGCAGUGUGGUGGAACGCUGGAGAUUGUGACGUGUUCUCACGUGGGUCACGUGUUCAGAAAAGCCACACCGUACACGUUCCCUGGUGGAACGGGUCAGAUUAUUAAUAAGAACAACAGACGUCUGGCGGAAGUCUGGAUGGAUGAGUUUAAGAACUUCUUCUACAUCAUCUCGCCUGGUGUGACAAAGGUUGACUACGGAGAUGUGUCAAUUAGGACAGCACUGAGACAGAAACUACAGUGUAAACCCUUCUCAUGGUACCUGGAGAACAUCUAUCCCGACUCCCAAAUCCCACGCCACUACUACUCCCUGGGAGAGAUCCGGAACGUGGAGACAAACCAGUGCCUGGACAACAUGGCCAGGAAAGAAAAUGAAAAAGUGGGCAUCUUUAACUGUCACGGCAUGGGAGGAAACCAGGUUUUCUCCUACACUGCCAAUAAGGAGAUCCGGACGGAUGAUCUGUGUCUGGAUGUGUCUAAACUCAAUGGGCCGGUAAUGAUGUUGAAGUGCCAUCAUCUGAAAGGAAACCAGCUUUGGGAGUAUGACCCUAUGAAGCUGACCCUGGUCCAUGUAAACAGUAAUCAGUGUUUGGAUAAAGCAUCAGAAGACGACAGUCAAAUGCCCAGUGUUAGAGACUGUAGCGGCAGCCGUUCACAACAGUGGCUCCUGCGCAACGUCACACUGCCCGAGAUCUUCUGAGCGCACACACAUAACACACACGUACACGCAAACACACACACACACGCUCAAGGACGUACAGAGAGAGACUGACGGACACUUUUCACCUCGGCUCUGGUGAUAAGAUGAAGAGAGAGAAGAAAGGCGAGUGGGAGAGGGUGUGGAUGAUUUUUUCUACACUUCUCUUUCACGUUUUGAACGAUGUGCACUUGAGAAGGAGCCAAACUAAAUCUGUACAUCUGUAAAUCUCCCAUCACUCCACUUUACUGAGAUGAAGAUUGAGAUGGAAAGAGACAGAGACAGAAAUAAGGAAAGGACUCUGGGUUUUGUGCAGAGACAUUUUAGUGCCCAUGUCUUCCUUUGAGAAGCUGAGGAUGUUUACCAGAAGGUUCCCUUAUAGGAUAUCAAAAUAUUGUGUGCAUGUGUGAGUGAGUAAUACUGAGACUGAGGAAAUAAGUGUUUUGAUAGUUUGAUCUUUUUUUUUUUUAAUUAUUAUUAUCAUUAUUCUUUUCAGAUUUUUAUGGAAAUAAGUACUGAGCACACGGGCUGAAACAGAUGUGUAUGUGUACAAUGUGUUUCCUGUUGGAGCUCCAGAUACAUGACAUCUACAUUGUUAUUUAUGUCCUUUUCUACCAGCAGGGCGCCAGUGCAUUUUUAAGCCACAGAUGAGUCGUUGUCAGCUGGCCGAGUUACACUUGAUGGCCAAAAGUAUGUGGACGCCCUCCUAAUUAAUUAAUUAAUAGAGACCAUGGUAGACUAGUGGGUAGAGCUUUGGGUUGAGAGUUCGAAUCCCAGCUCUGCCAUGUAUCCACGGGCAGCACGGUGGCUAAGUGGGUAACACAGCAAGAAGGUCCUGGGUUCGAUCCCCAGGUGGGGCGGUCCGGGUCCUUUCUGUGUGGGGUUUGCAUGUUCUCCCCGUGACUGCGUGGGUUUCCUCCGGUGCUCCGGUUUCCUCUCACUGUCCAAAAAACAAUUGCAAGUAAGGUGAAUUUGAGAUACAAAAUUGUCCAAGACAAUUUUGUGUUCGAUAUAACCUUGUGAUGUUAAAAUCCUUAUAAAACAAAACAAACAAACCAUGUAUCUGUUUGUGCCCUUGAGCACGGCCCUUAACCCUCUCAGCUCCAGGGGCGCUGUACAAUGGCUGACCCUGCGCUUUGACCCCAGCUUCCAAACAAGCUAAGGUAUGCAAAGAAGAAACAUCAUUGCACUGUACACAUGUAUAUGUAUUAUAUUCUAUAAUUAAUAAGUUCAGGUGCUUUAGCCUCCCUGACUGCUUACAGUUGUACAAAAUGUAAAAAAAACAGUGUCCUGUUCCAUCAUAAUUGUGCCCCUAUUCAAGAAGCAAAGUCUCUAAAGAUAUGAUUUGACAACCUUAACCUUGGUGAAAAGAACCUCCAGAAGCCUGCACUCCAGCUCACUAACCUUAACACCACUGAACACCUUUGGGGUGAAUUGGAACGUAAAUUGUGAACUAGUCCAACAUUAAUGUCAUACCUCAUGUAAUGACCAACAUUGUUUGGUGACCAAAAUGGUUUGGUGUCCUCAUACUUUUGGCCGUAAAAUGUAUAUGGUUCUUAGCACUAAAAUGCUGCUUGUCUGGAACCAAGUACCAGUUACUUUGAAGCAGUGAUUAGAAAGGAAACAUUUUACUGUCAAUUUCAGAUUACUCAAUAGCUAACAAAGAGCUACCAGAAAUGCUCUGAAAGGAUCUGAAGUGUGUGCAGAGUUUUAAAGCAUUUUGUUAGAACUUUAAUCUGAUAAACAACCAACAAACUAAAUAGAAAUUUCUACCAAAAC
Messenger RNA from Trichomycterus rosablanca, 4034 nucleotides. RefSeq names its product UDP-N-acetyl-alpha-D-galactosamine:polypeptide N-acetylgalactosaminyltransferase 1 (gene galnt1). Gene Ontology annotation, cellular component: Golgi apparatus. Lineage: Eukaryota; Metazoa; Chordata; Actinopteri; Siluriformes; Trichomycteridae. The record is from RefSeq and is a predicted model, not a curated record. Gene Ontology annotation, molecular function: polypeptide N-acetylgalactosaminyltransferase activity. Gene Ontology annotation, biological process: protein O-linked glycosylation. The transcript has 13 exons. The coding region runs from base 585 to 2258 and encodes 557 amino acids.